AUGCUGAAAUGGCUGAUUGAGGAUGUGCACCCUGCCCCAAAGAAGGUUGUAAGCACCAUCUGGUGCUUCUGUGCUGCCAUGGAACACACUCCCCAGAAAACAAAGGUUACUGGUAUGAAUCAGCAAAGUUCUCCAGCUCUUGAUGCAGGCACCAGUGUACCUCCUGUUCCUGUUGCUCCUGUUGCUUCUGACUUCAACAUCCCUGCCAGCAAGGUCCCUGGUGUUGUCAAUCCUGAGUGCUUGAAAGUCCAGUCCCAAGACUGCAAAAAGACCGCAACUGGACCAGACCAAGACUGCAAAAGACCAGACCUGCAGUCUUGGUCUUUCAGAUUUGAGAUCACAAGACCGCAAAAAAACCGGUUAACAUGGACCGGUCUUGUCGGUUAA
Molecule: messenger RNA, 387 nt
Organism: Laccaria bicolor S238N-H82
Lineage: Eukaryota; Fungi; Basidiomycota; Agaricomycetes; Agaricales; Hydnangiaceae
Exons: 3
Coding region: 1-387 (128 amino acids)
Source: RefSeq, a predicted model, not a curated record